GAAUCGGGCUCGAGAUACAGAGCAUUUAGAGUAUCCCCAGAAGACGAAAAUUUUUAAUCUUAUGUUCAUUGAAUUUCUAAAAUAGUAAACUAAAGAAGAAUGUCUGGAGAUGUUCAGCAGAAAAAAAAUGCAGAAGGGAAGGCACAUGUUCAGGCCGCUGAGAAAUACAUGAAAACAUCUUUAUUCAAGUGGAAACCAGACUUGGAUAGUGCUGCUUCAGAGUACACAAAAGCAGCCACGUGUUUCAGAAAUGCAAAAGCUUUUGCAGAGGCAAAGGAUGCCUUCCUUAAAGCUGCUGAUAUAUACAAACAGAUGAAUUCUAUAUUUAAUGCAGCAAAGAUGAUGGAGCAGGCAGGUCUGUUGUGUAAAGAGUUUAAGGACGUUGAAGGCUGUGUGAAUUUACUGGAGCGGGCAGCAGAUCUUUUCCAGCAGAACGGGACAGCAGACACAGCGGCAUUGACUUUAGACAGAGCAGCAAAAACUAUAGAGUUAAACUACCCAGAGAAAGCAGCUGAGUUAUAUGACAAAGCUUGUAGUAUAUCAGAGUUGGAAGACAAAUCAAGACAGUGUGCAGAGUUUGCAGGAAAAGCAGGGAGAUUAUUUGUCAGAGCAGAAAAGUAUGAUUUAGCUAUUGAAGCUUUAAAAAGGGAAAUAGAAUUUCACCAUCAGACCGAAAACUUUCCUAUGAUAAACAGAGUGAUACUGGGAAUAGUGUUGGUGCACCUACAAAAUGGUGACCCAGUGGCUGCAGAAAACUUCUUCACAGCAGCAUCAAACAAGGGAACAGGCGAGGAUGAGUUCAUUCAGGGGGCAGAUGAAUUAAUCCGAGCAUUUAAUGACGGAGAUGAAGAAGAAGCCAGAACAAUACUAUCGAGACCCUUUGUUAAAUUUAUGGACAAUUGUUUUGCAAAGAUAGCCCGAGGACUUGUCAUUCCUGCAGGAGGAAGUGGAAGGGUGGGUGUGGUCAAGAAUGAAGCAGCCAAUGACACAUCAGGUCAAGGGGCACAGCUCGCAGAUGAUGAAUUGGAAGAGGGAGGGUUGUGUUGAUGAAAUUGACCUUUGUCUGUUAAUGAUUCCAUACUUUACACUUUCUCUUUUCAGAGAACAUGCAAACUAGUACCUAUAAAUAAUAUGUUGUUAUACAAAUAGUUGUACCAUUUUAAUGCAAAUGAAAUUGUUUAUUUUUAAGUUAUUUUGUUGAUAAAUUGUAUCUGUUUUUCAGUUGUGUGAUAUUUCUAAAACAUAUUUCUGUGUGAAGGUUCUUCAAUGAUGCGCUAUAGUUGUGUGAUCAGGUCAUUAUAAUGAUUGUUCCUGUUUUUGGAUGCAUGCAGGCAACUAGUAGAACAGGAUAUUUGGUUUGGGAUUUGGAAUGGAAGGGGUAAGAGGAGUGGAAGAUCCAUGGUACAGUUUAAGUUCAUUAAUAACUUAAUAUUCCAAUUUUUACAUUUUUCUAUAUAAGAUUGGUAUUUAACUUUUAAAUGAAGUUGUGAAAUUUUUUUGACAACAGCCUUUUCAUGUUUACUAUAUUUAUUAUUGGAGAUGAAAACAAUAUUUCCUUAUUUAGAAUUACUACUUCAUAGCUCGCCUGAGCUAAGAGUUCAAGUGAGUUUUUCUGAUAACAGAUUUUCAGGCAUCUGUAACCUGUUGUGUAUUCUGUUUAAGCAUUACAGAUUUUCAACAUUUUCUCCAGAAAUGUUGAACUUGUGUCCCAUUUUCGUCUUGAAUGGAACAUUUUUGUUAUCAAUUUGAAUAAUUUUUAGAUUGUUAUGAAAUGAAAAUAUAGAAUUUUUUACAUUUUCAAAUUUAAAAAAUGAUCAGAGGAGAUGUACUUUUUUGAUACAUUAAGUGUAAUUUUCCUCUUGAAAUCCUGGUUUCCAUUGGAAAUCUACUGUACAACAUUCGAUCAACUCGAUACAAAACCUAGGCACAUUGUGGUAGAAUACACAAAAGGAACUGCAUACUGUUUCAGUUAGUGUACUAAAAAUACCGAAAUGUCUAUUGAAUUUAAAACAGAUAUACCUUAGUAAAUUAUUCUAAAUACACAUGCAACUUAACUGCCUCAAUACAAGGGAUUUUUUUGAUAUUUGUUUAGUACAUGUAUUUGAAUCUGUUUGCUGUAAAUCAUGUUAAAGGCAUAUUUGUGAAAAAGACAUGUUUACAUGUAUUUUCUUUAAUUGAUUUAUGUGUACAUCUUCAGAUUUUUCUUUUUGAUUACAAGUAGGAGAUUAUAACUUAUAAUUAAAUGUGCAAUAAAAUUUUAUC
This is a messenger RNA of Saccostrea cuccullata (small rock oyster), 2262 nucleotides long. Its product is annotated as gamma-soluble NSF attachment protein-like. The coding region runs from base 100 to 1047 and encodes 315 amino acids. Gene Ontology annotation, cellular component: vacuolar membrane; SNARE complex. NCBI's taxonomy places the organism in Eukaryota, Metazoa, Mollusca, Bivalvia, Ostreida, Ostreidae. The record is from RefSeq and is a predicted model, not a curated record. The transcript is spliced from 10 exons. Gene Ontology annotation, biological process: intracellular protein transport. Gene Ontology annotation, molecular function: syntaxin binding; soluble NSF attachment protein activity.